Helicoverpa armigera (cotton bollworm) is the source of this 4291-nucleotide messenger RNA. Its product is annotated as cytochrome P450 6a2. The coding region runs from base 294 to 1769 and encodes 491 amino acids. The transcript has 2 exons. Lineage: Eukaryota; Metazoa; Arthropoda; Insecta; Lepidoptera; Noctuidae. The record is from RefSeq and is a predicted model, not a curated record. Gene Ontology annotation, molecular function: heme binding; iron ion binding; monooxygenase activity.
GUAAGCAAUCGAUAUGUGGAUACAUUCGAGUCACGGGCGCAGUACAUCAACACGCAUGGCCUUGAGUGCAUGGCGUCGUGCGAGCUGCUCUAAGUGCGGCGCGUAGGGCUUAUCUUAGCUCGCGCGGCCGAUACGCCUCACUUGAUCACUGACCGCCGCCGCCUCCGCAGGCGCUGCCGGCUCUAUCGCACACCGCGUUGUUUACAUACGUACGAAAUGCCGGCUCAUUAAAUACACCACUCUAAACAAACACUUUGAUUCAACUUCUAACAGUACAGUGAACAAUUUUAAAAAUGUGGCUCAGUGGUAUUUUACUAGUGGUUUUACUAUUCCUAACAGCUUUGUUAGCUGUUUUUCACUAUACGUCCAGAGGAAGAAAGUAUUGGUUAAACAGAAAUGUGCCUUACAGGGAACCUUGUCCCUUAUUUGGGAACUUUGGUGCGACGUUUACUAUGAGAAGAAGUUACACGCGAAUGUUAAAGUUUUUUUAUGAUAACUACAGAGGAUAUAAAUUUGUUGGACUGUUUCAAGCUCGUAGACCAACCUUGAUGGUGUUAGAUUUAGAUGUGGCUAAAACCGUAUUCUCUAAGGAGUUCCAGUGCUUCAGCGAUCGCGUGUCGGUGUCAACAGAUACACAACGUGAGCCGCUGCUUCGUAACCUGGCCAACAUGAGUGGAGCUGAGUGGAAGGCAAUGCGACACAUCGUAACACCAACCUUCUCGUCUGCUAAGAUGAAGGCUAUGUUUCCAUUGAUAGCUGAAUGUGCUCAAACAUUGAAAACCGUUAUGUUGGAAGAAGCUGUAGAAGAUAUGAAUGUACCCAGUGUCAUGAUGCGAUUUACCACCGAUGUUAUUGGCAGCUGCGCUUUUGGCGUGGAUCCUGGAGCCCUCAAAGAUCCAGAAUCACCAUUCCUCAAGAUGUCGCAGAAGAUGUUUAAGCUCGAUCGCAAAACAAUCCUCAAACGAUACUGCCGCGCGUUCUUCCCCAGAUUAUUCAAAUUAUUGAAUCUGCGAUCUUACGAACCUAGCGUAGAGACUUUCUUCACCUCUAUCAUUAACCAGGUUUUGUCAGAGAGAAGGUCUGGAGUUCAAAGACACGACUUUCUUCAACUUAUGUUAAACGAACAAAAGACGGAUUCAGGUUUCUUAAUGACGGAUGCCCUAAUAACGUCUAACUCAUUCAUAUUUAUGCUUGCGGGAUUGGAGACGUCGGCGACCACUUUGUCUUUCUGUUUGUACGAAUUGGCAAAAGACAAAGAAAUACAAGAUAAUUUAAGAAAGGAGAUAUUGGAAUGUUUGGAAGAGCACGACGGGCUGAACUAUGAAGCUGUGACAGCGAUGCGGUUGGCGUACCAGGUGGUGGCGGAGACGCUGCGGCUGCACCCGCCCACGCCGAUGACCACGCGGCUCUGCACGGCGCCCUGCACGCUCGACGGAGAACUCACGCUCAAAGUCAGGGACCCCGUGCUAAUACCCAUACAUUGCAUUCAAAGGGACGCAAGAUAUUUCCCAGACCCAGACAAAUUCGAUCCAGAGCGGUUUAAAGAUGAUUUAAAUCCUCCUGGAUUUAUGGCCUAUGGAGAAGGACCAAGGAGUUGUCCCGGUGCACGCUUCGCGCAGCUGACGGUGGUGGCCGGCUUAGCUUCAAUCCUCAGUACCUUUGCGGUGGUUCCCUGCGAGCGAACCACUCCUCGAAUCCAGUACGACCCAAGAAGCGUCAUGCUGAAGAACAAAGGAGGAAUAUGGCUGAAAUUUGAAGCUUUGCAAUAACAGAGAAAAACAAAACUUUUUGGUAUAAGCUCUAAGAAGUGCAAAAUGAUAAUUGCACUGGUGAAUGUGUAUGCGAAUGUCAGAAACAUUCUUUACGCCAGAUAAAUGUUGCAAAAGCUGUAUGAUACAUCUUCUAGUAAGUUGUUGACCCAGAAAAAGACGAGGAAAAUUGAAAUAUAACUAUUUGUCUCUAUUUUAAAUAAGGUCAAUGAUCUAAUUGUAGUUACACAAAAAAACCCAACGUUCCUCCAAUAAAGACCUAUGUAUGUAGUGAGUUAGAACCUUACAGUUUUAAAGUAAAGGAGAUUGUGUAUUUUGUUCUAGGCGCUGUAUGUGGUCCGAUUGUAAGCCAAGUCGUGAUUUAUAUUUUAAACAAAAUUAUGUUGUUGUUGGGUUAUAACUGAUUAGAUUAGAAAACUAUUCUCCCUGUUAUAGAUAUGAGUUAAAGUUUAGUUUUAUCAUAAAAGUCAUGUGAUAUUAUCAACUCACAGUUACUUAACCAGACGCAUUGCUCUGAUUCAUCACUACGCUCCAGGGUGGCUUUAAUGUAUUCAUGGCAUAAAAAAUGGAUAUUGUAUUUCAAUUCCCAAGUAAUAUUGUCUUACUGAAAAGUCCAGAAUAUUGCACUUGGUACCUGAUGCUUGUGGGGUGCUAAAAGUUAUAUCACGGAACACUAACCACGAGGCGUGGCUCCCACCUGGCUGGGUUUUUUCUUCGCCAUAAGACUUAACAAUAACUAUAUAGUGUUAAUUAACACAACUUUAUUAUUUGUGGUUUGAGAGCGUGUAAAUUGUUUGCUAAGAAUUCUCUUAUUUAUUUUAUUUUAGGUGUGAUUUUUAAGUCUAUUAUGUAACUCGGAUAUAAUAAAAUAUAACUCGGGUUUUCAGCUAAGGCGUUAAGUUGAUAAUGAUUGCAAACUUGCAGUAGUUAUAUAUUGCAGUGGUAGUUCAAGUUUACCUAUGUAGGUACUACUAUCGUUUAUUUCUGUUUACUGAACUGAGUCCAAUAGAGAGCUUCGCUAAAUUGUUUCUAACUGCUAGGUUCUUCAGUAAGAAACUGUCGAAGACGACGCCGCAGGCUCGAGCCUUUCUAUUAUAUUGAACUUAACUACAGGAAAACAUUGACGUGACAAUUAGAAACCACGUUCAUAUAUUAUGAAUACUCAAUAAUUCAGCAUAUCAUUGUCUUUCUCUUUGAACGGUGUGACUCACCCGGAAGCAGUUAUCGUAAACUAUAAUACUUAUAUUCUAUUGUUUUAGUUACAAACUACAUUCUUGUAUGCAGAAUAGCAUUUGAGUCCACUGUGACAUGUGAAUAAUUAUGUCUUUAAUCGAUUUGUGAUCGUGCAAUACAAACCCAUUUUUAAUUUCUAGUUUAUUUUUCCUCGAGUUAAAAUUUUGAUUGACAAGGAUAAGAUAACAUAUUUCAGCUGGAAAAUACUUUGAGAUUGAGAGAACAACACUUUUCUGACAUAGAAUGAUGAAAUGAAAUGCUUAAAGAAGUUAGAGCGAAGUAACAAUCUGUAAAUAUUGUCUGCAAAAAUAAUAAAAUGCUUCAUUAAACUUUUAGACGGAAAGCUGUAAAUUAUAUAAAUAGAUUAAAAACGUAGCUAAAUUGCAAUUUUUUACUAACACAAUGAACUAUAAAGUUUACCACUUAAUUUAUUUGAUGAAUAAAAUAUGAAGCGGAUCUUCUGCUAUUGAUUAUGUGUUUGCCGAGCCGCAGAGGCGAUGUUUAUCGAUCAGCUGCAUCAGUGAGCAAUCACUGAACGCACGCUGCGGCUAAUUGCUCAUGUAAUUGCGCUAAAUAUCGACCGACAGAAGGGUCUUUUUAUUAGUCUUUGGCCUGGUUAAACGACGACUCGAAUAUAGAGUGGGCUCCGUGUCUAUUUUUAAGUUACUUUGUUUUUUUACACUAGCUAUUGUAUGUACCAGAUAUCUUCGAAGCCAUCGCUUUCUGCUGUAUCUGAUACAGAAAACUGGUUUAUAAUGUUUAAAUUAUUGCACUACGUUUUAUGUUUGGCAUUAUUUUUUUAAUGAACUCCGUUUUAUUCAUAGUUUAUAAGCGUGUUGUUGGUGUAUCUAGUUUAUGUUCUCUACAAUGAAAGCAUCUGGCAAUCUAAAUGCAAAGGUAUUAUUGAAUAUCCAGGUUACAACAGCUCUGCGGGGCUUGAUGACAAGUCUGAUAGCCGCCUUCUUUAUCUAACAUCAGAUAAGUAUUUCUGAACGAACGAAACACAACAGACAGUGACCUUUUGUUAGCAACCAGCUAUUUAUUAACUGCUAAUGAAAUAAAUAAAACAACAUUUGUAAAUUAUGGACUCGACCGUUAACAAAUAGACACAAUAAUUUUGCACCUUGUGUUGAAUGUUUACUGUGAGAAUGAUUAAAUGUAUAAGUUUUACGUCAUUAAUUAAAACUACUGUAGAUAGUCUCAAAUGCCUAAAACUUAUUUAACUUAAUGCUACUUAAUUAAUCCUUAUGUUAAAAAUAGACUUGAAUUUAUUAUAGCCAGAUAGUACU